GGUGGCAGAGGCUUCCUACAGCUGAUUGGUGGCUAAAUCUACACUUCCCGUCCUGUCUUACAAUCCCCACACAGGGGGAGUGUGUUCAAGUCCACUACAUGCACGCACUUCUCUGUCAGGAACUAUAGAUAUUAUAACACAUUACACACCGGGAUUUUAACUUUCACAUUUGAUUUGGCCUUCAUCCGUCUGCAGAUAUGACAAUUAGAACAGCCCGUCCCAACCGGGGACAACAUUUCCAGCCCCGCAUACACUGCUUGAAAAAGCUGGAAGCCAUCGUGGUGGAGAUGCAGGACUCAAAAAGUGGCGUCAAGGGCUCGGACCAGAAACUCAACGUCACUACCAUCCCACAUGUCAUCAAUGGCAAGGACAUCAUUACAUGGAUUACCAACAAGAUGAAGACCACUCCAGAAGAGGCUGAGGCCUUUGGCACCAUGUUAGUGGCCUACGGCUACAUAUACCCCCUGCAGAACCACAAGAAGCUGGUGAUGUGCAACGACACCAGCCUCUACCGCUUCCAGACCCCAUACUUCUGGCCUACACAGAAAUGGGUUGCGGAGGACACUGAUUAUGCCAUUUACCUAGCAAAGAGGAACAUCCGCAAGAAAGGCAUGCUGGAACCCUACGAACAGGUACAUUACAACCACCUCCAUGAAUGGCUCAACCACAAGUGGGACUUUAUCGUGAUGCAGUCCACUGAGCAGUACAAGGCUGGUAAGGAGAGGAAGAAGCCGGAUCGUGUGGUGUUUGACUGCCAGGAGAGGGCUUACUGGAUUGUGAACAGGCCACCGCGUCGUACUCACAGUGCUAUGGACUGCGGUCCAGAGCGUCUUAUUGAUCCCAAUGCAGAUGAGAAAAUCACCAUUGACAUGUACAGACGCAUGAACAUUUUCUAUCAACAAGCUAUCAUGAGGUCAAAGGUCAAAUCUAGCGUGUCCCUUGGAGCACUGGCCAAAUAUGCCACGACCUACAAGAACCAUGACCCGUUCCUGGCUCCCUGUCUACCCAGCAACCCCUGGCAAACAGACAAUGACACAUACUGGACUCUCAACAUGAGACUGGUUGAUGUUCCCACUAAGAUGCGAGUAGAGCGCUGGUCCUUCAGCUUUUUCGAGCUGCUGAACGACCUGCGAGGCCGAGACGACUUCAAGGUCUUCCUCAAGAAGGAGUUCAGCGGGGAGAACUUGGCUUUUUGGGAGGCAGCUGAAGAACUAAAGUGGGGCACUGCAUCGUCCAUAACAUCAAAAGCUGAGACAGUUUUCAAGACCUUCCUGGCCCCCGGUGCCCCCCGCUGGAUCAACAUUGAUGGCAGGACAAUGGGUCUGACCGUGAAAGGCCUGGACCAUCCUCACCGCUAUGUGCUGGAAGCAGCUCAGACACACGUUUUCCUGCUCAUGAAAAAGGAUACUUUCUUCCGUUACCUCAAGUCCCCAGUGUACAAAGACAUGCAGAAGAAGGCCCUGAACCCUGAGCCUCAUAACUUCAGUCCAGCCCAGCUGGAGAACAAUGCUAAGAACCGGAGCCUGGGCAUCCAUCCCAUCACCCUGUGGCAGCAGGAGGAGGAGCUAAAGGCCAAGGCCGCCGCUGCCUCCGCUCCGGUUGAUAUCAAGGCCAUGAUGAGCAAAAUAGACCGGAAGUAGUAGAAGAAGUAAAGAUAUAUAAUGCGUGUGUGUACAGGGUUGUACAUGUCAUGUCACACACACAAGUACCAAAACAGGAACCAGCCCUCUGUUAGGUAGUAUACACAGUGUAGAAGAAUGCUUUCCUCAGUGUCCUGCAAUUGAAUGUUGUUCUGUUUUAGCAAAUUAUCGAAGGUGAAAAAUCCAGUUUUUAUUAUGAAGGAUUACUGAACAGGCCUAUUAGGCACAGGCCCAAGCUAAGCCUAUUGUUUGUCUGAUAUUCACUAAAUUCUUCAAUGUCUAAAAGAGAUGUAAUGUAAUCAGACUUUAGCAUCAUUUCAUUACCAGUCAUAGUCAAAAUGCACCACAUUGCAGUUAAAGAGAGCUCAUUUCUCUAUGGAAGAUUUGCACAGUAUGUAAAUGUGGUUACUUGGCCACAUUUAAUAAAAGAGGUCAAGAUAAAGCA
This is a messenger RNA of Sander lucioperca (pikeperch), 2085 nucleotides long. It is a transcript of the gene rgs9a, whose product is annotated as regulator of G protein signaling 9a. The coding region runs from base 198 to 1640 and encodes 480 amino acids. The transcript is spliced from 17 exons. The record is from RefSeq and is a predicted model, not a curated record. NCBI's taxonomy places the organism in Eukaryota, Metazoa, Chordata, Actinopteri, Perciformes, Percidae. Gene Ontology annotation, biological process: intracellular signal transduction; G protein-coupled receptor signaling pathway; regulation of G protein-coupled receptor signaling pathway.